This is a messenger RNA of Cotesia congregata, 1026 nucleotides long. NCBI's taxonomy places the organism in Eukaryota, Metazoa, Arthropoda, Insecta, Hymenoptera, Braconidae. The record is from the annotation of a GenBank genome assembly.
AUUUCAUCUGGAUAUUGUGGAACGAUAACAGAGUUGGGAUUGUGGAAGGAAGAGUAUAUAGAAUCAGAAUUGGUCGAUAAAAUUGACAUAUGUUUAAUGAUUUAUGGAACUUUGCUCAUUGUUAUUGUCUGGCUGAAUUAUAUCUUGCAGCAGAAAAAAAUCGUAACUAUCGUAAACAAGUUGUACAGCAUUUAUUACAACUUGAUGAUUUGUAAUAGAUACACUUUCAAAAGUGACUAUUGUUUGUAUGUUUUCCCCCUAGUAAAUUUCUUCCUGUGCGGGAGUUUGGUUAUCGUUGAUAUGAUAAAGUCUGGAAUUUAUAUAACAUCCAUAUGGGCUACACCGUUAAUAAUAAGCAGUUGGGUUUUGAUGCAGUACACAAUUCUGCUGAAUAUCAUUUUUCAGCUGUUAAAAUGUAUGAGCACGAAAAUUCUCGAACUCGGAGAUAUUGAUAUAGAAAAUUACUAUCGAACUGUUCUCCGGUCAAAAGUUUCACUCCGAGAAUUUGUUAUCAAGGAUAUUAAUUUUGUCAAAUAUGCGGUUAUGCAAUUAUGUGACAUUUGUGAUCAGAUCGCGGACUUUUAUGCGAUUCCUCUACUGAUGAUUAUUGUUUAUACAAUUACAAGAACAAUAUUCGAUGUAUAUUAUCUGAUUGUCUCACUAUUUUUGUUAGAUGAAUUCGAAUUAUUCAAACUUUACUUUUUUGUUGGCAUAUUGUGUUUGAUCAUAGGUUUCAAUCUUAUUGUUUUCACUUCAAAUAUCACCAGGAUCACACGAGAAUUUUCAAAAAUUCCACACUACAUUUCAUUGCUUCUAAAUCGAUGCGCCAUGAAUUCAACAACCAAAGAAGCAGUAAGUUAUUUUUUGCCCUCCGGACGGAAACUACUGGAUUUUUUGCGUGAUACAUCAAACCGAGAUGUAAAUUUUACAACUUAUGGGAUAAUCACACUUAAUGGAACUCUUUUGCAAACGAUUUUUGGAACCAUGGUUACUUACUUAAUUAUUCUUGUCCAGUUUCGUAAUUAA